Pocillopora verrucosa is the source of this 3317-nucleotide messenger RNA. Its product is annotated as transcription factor RFX3. Gene Ontology annotation, biological process: regulation of transcription by RNA polymerase II. The record is from RefSeq and is a predicted model, not a curated record. Lineage: Eukaryota; Metazoa; Cnidaria; Anthozoa; Scleractinia; Pocilloporidae. Gene Ontology annotation, molecular function: RNA polymerase II cis-regulatory region sequence-specific DNA binding; DNA-binding transcription factor activity, RNA polymerase II-specific.
UUUUGCCGAUAUUUUCUUGCUGUUUUGCCCAUCGUUACCCGCCUUCGAUUUUGUCAGUUUCGACGCGCGAUUUUCGCGUGCUCUGUCAUAGACUUCUUUGUCAUGACGAUGGGUAGAAAUUCUACUUUUACUCUACUACAUUUCGUACUUUAUACCUUUAAGACAGUCUCUUGUUAUUUGGAGGUAGUUUGUGUUGAAUGUGGUGAUAAAUGUUGCGCCUUGCGACGGAUAUGCCCUGUGUAUGCUCUUAAUUGCAUCGCCCUAUGGCGACUACUCAACCACAGCCAACAAAUUACACCCCGAAUUUCGACUCCGUCGAAGCGAAAUCCCAAGCCACGUCAAGCAAUGUGGUUUCGACGCCACAAGCUUUCACCCAGCAAGUUGCGAGUGGCGCGGCCGCCAUUUCACACGACAUUGUUGUGACCUCGCAAAAUAUUGUUCCUUCGCCUCAACACGCUUCUUUACCAGCGAAUGCUGUAACUUUGACAGUCCAGCCAGCCCAGAUUCAAACUCCGCAAACUGCAUUAAUCUCAGCAAAUGUUAUUACGAGCGAUGGCUUCCAGACGAAAGAAGGUUUCCCGACCGCAGAGGAACAGUACGUUGAGGCCUUGUCGGCGGAACAUGCCAUUUACCCAAAUGGAACAGCGGGCAAUGCUUAUCACUACACUGAUGCAACAAUAUUUGGACAGCAAGCUACAUCAUCGUAUCUUGAAGCAAGCCAACAGCAAAACCUAAUUUCAGCUGCUGCAACCACACAAGGCAGUGUCCCUAGUGGACAAACAUACCUACAAGUCACUCAGGGAGGAACAACCAUACAGACUCAAAGGCAUCCAAUAACACAUACCACCAGGGCAUCUCCUGCAACAGUUCAGUGGCUGGUUGAAAACUAUGAAACAGCAGAAGGAGUGAGCCUGCCCCGCAGCACACUUUAUAAUCAUUACCUUCAGCACUGCCAGUCAAAUAAACUUGAUGCAGUAAAUGCUGCAAGCUUUGGAAAGCUCAUUAGAUCAGUUUUUAUGGGACUGAGAACCAGACGACUUGGCACAAGGGGUAACUCCAAGUAUCAUUAUUAUGGAAUACGCAUUAAGCCAAGUUCACCAUUAAAUGCUUUGUCAGAUGAUCCCCAAGUGGCUAUGAGACAAUCACCAUCCACACAAAAGAGACUGAAGCCUGCUGCCAGAUUAGCCUCUGAUGAGUCAGGUGAUACAGCAUCACACUCACCAGCAAUGACAGCUGAUCAACAAGCACAGCAAAGUCAGAUGCAGCAGCACCAGCAGUAUCUGGGUGAUGUCACACAAGGGUUACCAGAGUUUGAAGAGCUUGACCUCAAGGGUGUUCCUCUACCAGAGGGUAUCACAGAUCAUGAUCUUGACACCUUUGUUGACAUGUAUCGAGAACAUUGUGAGGCUUUUCUUGAUGUUGUAGUCAACCUGCAGUUUACUUUGGUUGAGUCACUGUGGCAAACAUUCUGGCGACAUCCAGUUGGAAGUGAUAAAUCAGGGGCAGAUGAUGAUGAUAAAAAGGAUGUUGGUGAUGAUGGUGAAUAUGAAAGCAGGCUUUCCCAAUCCAAAUUGACACAACUGUGUGAAUUUGAUCCAGUGAUUACAUUUGUCAAAGCAUGUGAUCAUCUUCUUUAUCAGACACUGGUUGAAAUCCUCAUUCCUGAUGUGUUGCGACCAAUUCCAGCUUCCUUGACACAGGCUGUACGUAAUUUUGCCAAAGGCCUGGAGGGCUGGUUGGUCAACAGUCUAGAUCAGAUUCCAAAGAAGAUGAGUGAUGUAAAAGUAACCACUUGUAGUGCCUUUGCACAAACUCUGCGUCGCUAUACUUCAUUGAAUCAUUUGGCCCAAGCAGCACGGGCUGUGCUUCAGAAUUCUUCCCAGAUCAGUCAGAUGUUAGCUGACCUUAACAGAGUGGAUUUUGCCAAUGUGCAAGAGCAAGCCUCUUGGGUGUGUCAGUGUGAUGACCAUGUUGUGUAUCGACUGGAGCAGGAUUUUAAACUCACUCUCCAGCAACAGAACUCUCUUGAACAAUGGGCCACCUGGUUGGAAGGCGUAGUAGAUCAAGUGCUGAAACAGCAUGAGGGAACAGAUGAGUUUCCCAAGGCAGCAAGACAGUUUCUAUUGAAGUGGUCAUUCUAUAGUUCUAUGAUAAUCCGUGACCUUACUCUGAGAAGUGCAGCCAGUUUUGGGUCAUUCCAUUUGAUCAGGCUCCUUUAUGAUGAGUACAUGUUCUACUUGGUGGAACACAAAGUUGCUAAAGCCAUUGGCGCAUCACCUAUGGCAGUUAUGGGAGAGUUUGUUGGCCUUGGAUCAGCACUGUCUAUGGGACUUGAUUCAGUGGAGAAUAGCCUUCUAUCAGAACAGCCUGACUGCCCCUUAAACUUAGAUGGUACCCAGGCCACCGGUUCAAGUACUUCCUCCAGCACCACACGCCCAUCAGUGACUGGGUCCUUGGAGCCAGAGGCCAAACGGCCACGCCCAAGUUAAAUCGUCAUUUAAUAUAUCCCUGUAAAAUAUGAACAGAAAUAUUUUAUUCCCAAAAUCUUGAUGGCAUAUUAAUAAGCAAAAAUAGUUCUUUGUAGUUAAUCAGAAACAAAUGUUUCAGAUCAGUAGCCUGUAAGAGCUCUACAUGUAAAUUAAUCUUGAAAUAUGGGAAAAUGUACCAUUGUAAUUUAUAUUUCAUAUAAUACAUGUUGUUGAUUAGUCCUAUUGAUUUAAUUAAAAUAGAAGUUGCCUGGCAUAUUUGUAGAUAAUACUUAUGCCUUUGCAGUGAUUAUCACUUAGUAUGAUCCAUGUCACAGUCUUUUUGUAACAGUUGACUUGAAUUCUUCAGAAAAGAAGAGUUCUCUUUAACUAAACAUGACAGGAGCUAUCUUUAAAUUGUCCAAGUUAUCUAGGCAUAGAAACAUAGCCUUCUUUUCUCCUUUCGAUUUGAUUUUUAAAAUGUAGUUCUACUGCACAUUUGAAAAUUUAUAACAGUGAAACAAAAGAAACAGUUUAGACAGUUAAAAUAUUCUCAAGAAAAACAGCGAUUAAUUUCCUGAAAACAAUGUUUAUGCAAGGCAUUGUUUACUAAAUUUAUCUUAGAACAAGUUUCGAGAUAGUUCAACGAUUCAGAAUACUAUUUUUGCCAGUCAAGUAGUGCAUGCUGAAUUGACACAAAGUUACUGCUACUAUUCAGCAUUUUUAUUAACAGUCUUUCGCUGUUGAGAAUUAAAUUCUAUUAAGAGUUAAAGUUAAAAAAAAGAAAGCAUUCAUAAAGACAUUAAUGUUACGUGUACAUCAUUAAAUGGAUAUAUUGGGAUAUCUUUUGGA